AUGCAAGUCCGGGAGGAGCUCGAUGCCAUCCUAGCCGAGGAGUUGCUGCCCUUCGACCGAGAGUCAUUUGACGGGGUCAUGGGUCUGGCCAGGAGGGGACAGAAGUUGUGUCGGGUCCUCGGUACACUCGAUGAGAUCUUCGGCUCGGCCUCUGAAGAUGCGCCUGUUGACGUCGACGUCCUACGACUGAAAAGGCUUCUGCGUGUCAUCGAGCAGCGCCAGCAUGGCGGAGGUCUUGAAGCCCGGGAACACCUCUUGCGCCUUGUCAAGGCCUUUUGUCGUGAGGCUGAGAGGAAGGCCGAGGAUGCCUUGAGGCGUCGUACUGUCGACUUGGGGGGAGAAUGGGCACUUCUUCCUGAGAGGCCCGAUACUCGGGACAGCUCCUUUGAUGCAUUGGACGAGUACGUCUGCAGCGCGGCCGAACCCAUCAGCCGGUUGUUGGUCCCGAUCGAGGAUACGCUGGACAACUCGGCACUUGUCGUGACUGGCACUGUACGUCAACAACAGUACCUUUCUCUCUAUUGA
Molecule: messenger RNA, 525 nt
Organism: Perkinsus marinus ATCC 50983
Lineage: Eukaryota; Perkinsozoa; Perkinsida; Perkinsidae
Exons: 2
Coding region: 1-525 (174 amino acids)
Source: RefSeq, a predicted model, not a curated record